AUGCAAUAUCUGAAAGCAGUCGUGAAGGAGACUUUGCGUCUCCAUCCUCCGAUCGCUACUGCGGGCCGAUCCGCUAGAGAAGAUGUUAAGGUCAUGGGGUAUGAUAUCCCACGUGGCACAAUGGUCCUGAUCAAUAACUGGGCUAUUGGUCGGGACCCCAAGUUCUGGUGUGAACCCGACAAGUUUAUGCCCGAGAGAUUCUUGAAUAAUAAUAAUAGUUCCAUGGAUUUCAAGGGGCUGGACUUCAAUUAUAUUCCGUUCGGGGCCGGGAGAAGGGGCUGCCCGGGGAUUAGUUUCGCGACGGCGAACAUCGAACAUGUGCUGGCGAGUCUUGUGCGGAAUUUCGAUUGGGAGUUGCCCGACGGUACGGAGCCCCGUGAUUUGGACAUGACUGAACAUCCUGGUACUGCCGUUCAUAGGAAAUCUCCACUUUUAGCUGUUGCAACUCCAACUCGCUGUUAUUUCUAG
This is a messenger RNA of Erythranthe guttata (spotted monkey flower), 468 nucleotides long. RefSeq names its product (+)-menthofuran synthase-like. Gene Ontology annotation, molecular function: iron ion binding; oxidoreductase activity, acting on paired donors, with incorporation or reduction of molecular oxygen; monooxygenase activity. The record is from RefSeq and is a predicted model, not a curated record. Lineage: Eukaryota; Viridiplantae; Streptophyta; Magnoliopsida; Lamiales; Phrymaceae.